AUGUGGGUGUAUGAACACUGUGAUAAAAGCCAUUGCUAUCAGAAACAUUUCAGGGAAAAUUUACUGCUGAUAGCAGUGAGUCUGACUACUCACCAGUACUUUGAAGCUCUUCUGGCUGAGAUGGAAGGAAACAAGAACAAGGAUGAGCCAGUGCAGGAAAAGGUCUCUUCUACUGAAAAAGAUGCUGGGACUAGAGGAGGAAAGGAGGAGGAGGAAGAAGAAAACAGUAAGAAACUGCAGGAAGCGUCUCAGAACCCCCCACCAUCUUCUUCAACUUCCCAUUUGCUCACGUCCUCAUUCCAGACCCCAAAGAAGGUCGUUGAGCCUCGGUCCCCAUCGACUAGUGUAGUUCCUGAGGCAACGCCCCAGGCGACCUCCAGUCAAGCUACACCCCCUCACGGCAGUUCCAGGGAUAGUCCUGACCAGAUGCCAAGGGCCUCUUUGCCGAAAACUCCUUUGUCACGACCUUUAGAGGGCAUCACCACGACUCCAGUAACAUCCUGGAAAAAGUUGCAACUUUGUGAAUCUCCACGUACCCCUAAGCACGUACCAGAUGUCUUCACAUUUCAGGUCAACGUGAAUCCCUUCACCCCAGAAUCCUACAGGAGGAUGAUCUCUCAAUCCAAAGGCAAGAGGAAAAUAAAAGGAGAGCCUGAGGAAUCUGACUUCUCUGAAGAUAAGGGAGAGCAAGGGCUGCCUGCCAAGAAAUGUGUCAUAAGAGAAAGCAAUAUGGUUUCCCGAUAUGAAAAAGAAUUCCUGGAGGUAGAAAAAAUUGGGGUAGGAGCAUUUGGCACCGUCUACAAGUGUAUCAAGAGGCUGGAUGGAUGCGUUUAUGCUAUUAAACGCUCAACAAGACGGCUAGGAGUAUCCUUAAAUGAACCCUUAGCUUUGCGAGAAGUUUAUGCACAUGCAGUGCUUGGACAGCAUCCUCAUGUCGUCCGUUACUAUUCUGCAUGGUCAGAGGAUGACCACAUGAUCAUUCAGAAUGAGUACUGCAAUGGUGGGAGCUUGCAGGCUGCUGUGUCUGAGAAUGAAAAACUUGGCACUUUCUUUCAAGAAGCAGAACUCAAGAAUAUGCUCCUGCAAAUCUCCAUGGGGUUGAAGUAUAUCCAUCACUUGGGCCUGGUGCACCUGGACAUCAAGCCCAGUAAUAUCUUCAUCUGUAAAAAGCAAGGAGCUGACUCCGUGUCCAUCUCAGAAGGAGAGAAUGAAGAUGAUUGGUUCCUCUCUGCUAACAUGAUGUAUAAAAUUGGUGAUCUGGGCCUUGUGACUUCAAUCAAGAACCCCCAAGUAGAGGAGGGAGAUAGUCGCUUCUUGGCCAAUGAGAUUUUACAAGAGGAUUAUCGACAGCUGCCCAAAGCAGACAUAUUUGCCCUUGGAUUGACAAUUGCUGUGGCUGCAGGGGCAAAGUCCUUACCAAGUAAUGAUGAGCCUUGGCAUCACAUCCGUCAAGGCAACCUUCCAGAUAUCCCACAGAAGCUCUCUGAAGACUUUUACAACUUGCUUAAGGUUAUGAUCCAUCCUAAACCAGAGGAGAGACCAACAGCAGCAGCUUUGUCUAGGAACACAGUCCUCAGACCCUCUUCGAGUAUAACUGCAGAGCUUCUGAGGGAGCUAGACAGAGAAAAGUCUAAGACAGCUGAGUUGGAGAGAGAACUGAAAGAAGCUCAUCUUGCACAGAAACAACAACAAGAUACCAUUCAUCACUCUCCUGGAUCCCUUGGGUUCAUUGCCAAAAAUGGGUCAAGUAGCUCCAGGAUAUUGGUGGGAAGGAAAACCAAAAGGUCACGCAGUUUCACUUUUGGAAAAUCUGAGUAA
This is a messenger RNA of Dromiciops gliroides (monito del monte), 1818 nucleotides long. RefSeq names its product WEE2 oocyte meiosis inhibiting kinase (gene WEE2). The record is from RefSeq and is a predicted model, not a curated record. Gene Ontology annotation, cellular component: nucleus. Gene Ontology annotation, molecular function: magnesium ion binding; non-membrane spanning protein tyrosine kinase activity; ATP binding. The transcript is spliced from 12 exons. Lineage: Eukaryota; Metazoa; Chordata; Mammalia; Microbiotheria; Microbiotheriidae. The coding region runs from base 1 to 1818 and encodes 605 amino acids. Gene Ontology annotation, biological process: regulation of meiosis I; protein phosphorylation; mitotic cell cycle.